AGGCCUUUAUAAGCCCAAAACACUUUAAAGUUUGUUCAUCAUCUUCCAGUUCCCCUUAAAGGCUAAAAAAUAAAAAAAAAAUUGAUUGUUAUGUGUUUACCUGAAGGAGAAAGAGAUAGAGAGAGAACCAUGGCACUAGAAACAGUGGUAUAUCCACAAACACAAGACCCUUUUAGUUAUGGAAUCAAAGACUGUUACAACUUCAACUUUCUAUCAACCAACUUUGUCUAUGAAGAUUUCAAUUUUGUCACUAAAGAACAACAAAAGCAUGGAUCUUUCAUUUUUCUAGACAACCAAACAGAGAAUAACAACACAACAACAACAACAUCCUCGUCAAUGUUACAACCAACACCAACAACACCCCAUUUGAAUGAACUUCAAGAAACAACUGACCCAAGUAGUAAAAAUCCAAACUUUGAUACAGUUGUUUUUCGUCCCAAAAGGCGCAGAGCAAGAAGUAGAAAAAACAAAGAAGAAAUUGAGAAUCAAAGAAUGACUCACAUUGCUGUUGAACGCAAUAGAAGAAAACAGAUGAAUCAGUAUCUUUCUGUUCUUCGUUCUCUAAUGCCAGAUUCUUACAUCCAAAGGGGUGAUCAAGCUUCUAUAAUUGGAGGUGCUAUUAACUUUGUUAAAGAGCUUGAGCAAAAAUUGCAUUUUCUUGGUUCUAAAAAAGAAGAAGUGAAAUCUGAUGAUGUUGGUGAAGGAUCAAACAAGUCAUUUUCUGAGUUCUUUUCAUUUCCACAGUAUUCAACAAGUGGUGGUAAUUCUGCAUCAGUAAUUGGUGAGAAAGUGGGUGAGAUUGCUGAUAUAGAAGUCACAAUGGUUGAAAGCCAUGCAAAUCUUAAAAUAAGAUCAAAAAAGAGGCCAAAGCAGCUCUUGAAAAUGGUAUCUGGUUUGCAUAAUAUGCAUCUCACAAUCCUGCAUCUAAAUGUUACUACUACUUGUGAAAUUGUACUAUACUCUCUUAGUGUUAAGGUAGAAGAUGAUUGCAAGUUGGGAUCAGUGGAUGAUAUAGCUGCAGCUGUAUACCAGAUGUUGAAUAGGAUUCAACAAGAGACAAUGUUGAAUUAAGAUCUGCUGUAGUCUGAUGUUGCUCAGGAAUACUCCUUUGACUCCACAACAAGUUUUAACCUCAAAACCUAUCUCUCUUUUCUUCUUUCAAGAGAUGUGCCUAGUUAUUGAAAUGCUUGAAUUAAAAUUGUAGGCACCUUGGAGGAAGUUUUUUGGAUUAUUCCUUCUUAUGUUAUUAUGUUCUUAUAACUAGAUCCUUUUGAUCUCUAUCUAUCUUCUCUUUUUCUUAGAGGUUUUGGGGUGGAGAAGGUAAUGGUAUUUUGUGCUUGAGACAAAUCUACCAAGUUACAUUGGUCAAUUCUACCUCCCUUGCUUUGAAAUUGGUAGGACUUGUGUUCUUCACAACAACCAUAAGCCAAAUUGUCAUAGUAGAAGUUGACCUCUUUCUCAAAAUAACAUUGAAUGAAAAUGAGAGCUAAAGAUUUUUGGCUGUUGUUACAUAUAUUUUUAUUAA
Cicer arietinum (chickpea) is the source of this 1525-nucleotide messenger RNA. RefSeq names its product transcription factor bHLH94. Gene Ontology annotation, molecular function: protein dimerization activity; DNA-binding transcription factor activity, RNA polymerase II-specific; RNA polymerase II cis-regulatory region sequence-specific DNA binding. Lineage: Eukaryota; Viridiplantae; Streptophyta; Magnoliopsida; Fabales; Fabaceae. Gene Ontology annotation, biological process: regulation of transcription by RNA polymerase II. The record is from RefSeq and is a predicted model, not a curated record.